Molecule: messenger RNA, 2545 nt
Organism: Podarcis muralis (Common wall lizard)
Lineage: Eukaryota; Metazoa; Chordata; Lepidosauria; Squamata; Lacertidae
Gene: SLC26A9
Product: solute carrier family 26 member 9
Biological process (GO): transmembrane transport
Cellular component (GO): membrane
Source: RefSeq, a predicted model, not a curated record
CACAGAGCUCUUUCCUUGAGAGAAGCUUUCUGCCUCCUGUCACUUUCUGCAGCUCACUCACCUCCCAGAAUCAGUCCCUUUCUCCUCUCCUUCAGAGCGAAGGGUUUAGUGGCGCAAAGAUGAACGAAGCACGGCCACGUUACAUCAUCAACCGUCCAGCUUAUUCUAGCAACUACUUUGAUGAAGAGUUUGAGAGAAAAAAUAGAAGUUACCCACUUGGGGAGAAAAUAAAGAAUCUUUUCAGAUGUUCACCAUCCAGAUUCAAACUCAUCCUGUACAGCCUGUUUCCUAUUCUUGUAUGGCUUCCAAAAUAUAAAAUCAAAGAUUAUAUUGUGCCCGAUGUCCUUGGUGGAAUCAGUGCUGGGACUAUUCAGGUGCCUCAAGGUAUGGCCUUUGCUCUGUUGGCCAACCUACCUCCGAUCAAUGGGCUCUACUCGUCCUUCUUCCCUCUGAUAGCCUAUUUCUUGCUAGGAGGUGUUCAUCAAAUGGUCCCAGGCACUUUUGCAGUCAUCAGUAUUAUUGUGGGGAAUGUCUGUCAUGAACUGGCUCCUGAUUCCGACUUCCAGUACUUUAACCACACAGCCAAUGAGGUGAUGAUUAACAACACAGCCAUGGAAGCAGCCAGACUGGAGAUCUCUGCCACCUUGGCUUGCCUGACAGCCAUAAUCCAGAUAUGCCUAGGAUUUGUGCAGUUUGGCUUCGUUGCGAUCUACCUCUCAGAAUCCUUCAUCAGGGGCUUCAUGACAGCAGCUGGCCUGCAGAUCCUCAUCUCUGUGCUCAAGUAUAUCUUUGGCCUGAAGAUUGACUCUUACACAGGACCCCUUGCCAUUGUUUAUACCUUUAUCGAUAUUUGCAAAAACUUGCCCAAGACCAAUAUAGCCUCCCUCGUCUUUGCAUUGAUCAGCACUGUGCUUCUGAUUAUUGUGAAGGAGCUGAAUAUGAAAUACAUGAAGAAGAUUCGAGUCCCCAUUCCCAUGGAGAUUGUUAUAGUCAUUGUAGCUACUGCAAUUUCUGGAAGCUUUGAUAUGCCUGAUAAAUAUGACAUGCCCAUUGUUGGCCAUAUUAAUAUGGGAUUUCCAUCUGCUACUCUUCCCGAGGUGGGCAAGUGGAAGGACAUGAUUGGCACAGCUUUCUCACUUGCCAUUGUGGGCUAUGUGAUCAACCUGGCCAUGGGCAGAACUCUUGGAACCAAGCAUGGCUAUGAUGUGGACCCUAACCAGGAAAUGCUGGCCCUUGGCUGCAGCAACUUUUUUGGAUCCUUUUUCAAAAUCCACGUAAUUUGCUGUGCUCUUUCUGUGACCUUAGCUGUGGAUGGAGCUGGAGGAAAAUCUCAGAUGGCAAGCUUUUGUGUGGCAGUGGUCGUGAUGAUAACCAUGUUGUCCUUGGGAAUCUACCUCGGCCCUCUUCCUAAGGCUGUGUUGGGAGCCUUGAUAGCUGUGAACCUGAAGAAUUCUCUCAAGCAAUUGACUGAUCCUUACUACCUCUGGAAAAAAAGCAAGCUGGACUGUGUGGUCUGGGUGGUGAGCUUCCUGUCAGCUUUCUUCCUGGGCUUGCCCUUUGGACUCGCUGUGGGAGUGGGUUUUUCCAUCCUUGUGGUGGUUUUCCAUACCCAGUUUCGCAAUGGUUGUGUCAUUGGUCCUGUAGCUGCUACUGAUAUAUACAAAAAUCCCAAAGUCUACAACAAGGUCCGAGAAAUUGAAGGAAUUAAAAUUGUUACCUACUGCUCCCCUCUUUACUUCGCUAAUUCAGAGAUAUUCAGGGAGAAAGUUAUUGCCAAGACUGGUGUGGAUCCUAUCAAAGUCUACUUGGCGAGGAAAAAGUAUGUGAAGAAUCAAGAAAAGGCAAGGGCAACAUCAGAGAAAACAAGCAAACUAAAAUCGCUCUUCAGGAAAAACAAGACUAUGUCUCUGCAAGAGCUCCAGAAGGAUUUUGCAAGCAUGUCUCCGACAGAUACCAACAAUAACCAGACCUCCGCAAAUGGUAAAAGCGUCUCCUACAUUAACUUCAACCCAUCUGAAAAGCAGGCUGAACAGGGAACCAUUGCCAGUCAUCGCAGCAGCACCUGCAGCGCUAUCCCAGAAUCAAAUAUUGACCCCAUGACCACAGCGCCCCCAUUUGUCAACUUCCACACAAUUAUCCUGGAUAUGAGCGGCGUUUGCUUUGUGGACCUGAUGGGCACGAAAGCUUUGGGAAAGCUGUGCACCAACUAUCAGAGGAUUGGGAUUCAAGUAUUUCUGGCAAAUGUACAAGCCCAAGUGUAUGAUGAUAUCCGCACGGGGGGAGUCUUUGAAGAAGGAGGUCUUGAGCCCAGUCAUCUUUUCGUGACCAUUCAUGAUGCUGUUUUGUUUGCAACAAUGAAUGGAAACAGAGCCACGCAGCGACCUGACUUAGAGCAGAGGUCAAGUCAGAUAGAAGUCUCUAUCUCUGAUGAAUCACUGGAAGACAGCAGUGCUGAAUUCCAAAACUUAGAAGAGGAAAUGUUUGGAAGCAUUUUUCAUUCGGAUGCACAGACAGCACUGUGAGCUCAUGAGAAACACUCAUAUGA